UGGCGUGAUCGGUCAAGCGAGCGAGCGCCCCCCUCUCACACACUGAUGUUGAACCCACAUAGCUUUCCAUGGGAUCUGCUACAUCAACAUCCCCCAUCAACAUGCCCCCUCACUCGUUCACUCAGUCCGUCUCUGUCUCUCUCUUGCUCGCUGUCCUCCUUUGGCUGCAGGGUUGUCAGGCCGAAGACUCACACCUUUUGGGUUCAGUCCCCAUUAAUAUAACUGAAGAAUCAGACAUGGCAAGCACCAAAGGAGUCCCCAGGAUGGGGAAGAUGCUUAUUGAGCUGAUGACCCUACUGGGGGCUGUUGGUUUGAGCAACAGCGCCAUCCAGAGGCCUGACUAUGAUGACACUGCGGCCCCCGAGUUCCUCAACCCCUCCUGGAUGGCGGACCUCCCGGACAGCCGCCCGCUGUCCGAGGUCACCAUGCCUGGCACCCACAACACCAUGGCCAUCUACGGUGGCGCCUUGGCCGAGUGCCAGUCCUGGAGCCUGGCGUCACAGUUGCGUGCCGGUGUGCGCUUCCUGGACGUUCGUGUGCGCCAUGUGCGUGGCAACCUCACCAUCCACCACGGCGUGUCCUACCAGCGGGCGCACUUCGGUGACGUGCUGGAGGGCGUGGCUGACUUCCUACGUGAGUACCCCAGCGAGAUGGUGCUGAUGCGGCUCAAGGAGGAGUUCAGUGAGACCUUUGACAUCUACGGGGCGGUGGUCGGCUACAUUCACCUUUACGCCGAUUGGGACCUGCUGUGGCACAGUCGGCUCAUGCCAACUGUGGGACAGGCCAGAGGGAAGCUCAUUGUCCUCCAGGACUUUGGCGGACCUGACCUCGGCAUGCGCUACGGCUCCCUGGACAUUGCAGAUGACUGGAAGGUCCCCACCCUCCUGCAUGUGGCUGAGAAAUGGCAAAGUGUGCACGAACACCUGGAGACUGCCCCUGUUGGCAACAAGGCCUAUAUCUUCCUCACCUAUGGCAGCGGAGCGGGCAUCUUUGCCUACCCCAACGCCAUCGCCCAGCGAAUCAAUGCCCGCCUGUACGACUACCUGAUGGCACUGAUAGGGCAGAACAGGCGCUUCGGAAUCAUCACCAUGGAUUUCCCCGCCUCUCCCCUCCUUCAAAUGAUCAUCAACUUCAACUGAGAGAGAGGUCCCUCAUCUACUAAGCCUACUACCAUACAAUCAACAUAGAUACUCUCAAAUUAAAAUUGUUGGGACACUACAUGA
Molecule: messenger RNA, 1223 nt
Organism: Oncorhynchus kisutch (coho salmon)
Lineage: Eukaryota; Metazoa; Chordata; Actinopteri; Salmoniformes; Salmonidae
Product: phosphatidylinositol-specific phospholipase C
Exons: 4
Coding region: 69-1139 (356 amino acids)
Biological process (GO): lipid metabolic process
Molecular function (GO): phosphoric diester hydrolase activity
Source: RefSeq, a predicted model, not a curated record